Molecule: messenger RNA, 969 nt
Organism: Sphenostylis stenocarpa
Lineage: Eukaryota; Viridiplantae; Streptophyta; Magnoliopsida; Fabales; Fabaceae
Source: the annotation of a GenBank genome assembly
AUGGCUCUGUCCUCAUAUCACUCACACCCUUCUGAAACGCUCUUGGGCAUCCUACUCUUCCUUGUAUUCAGAGGGGUUUCAGGGGCAACGUUUACUUUUGUGAACAAGUGCGAUUACACGGUGUGGCCAGGGAUUUUAGGAACACCAGAACUCGCAAGCACAGGGUUUGAACUUACAAAGGGUGGUUCCAGAAGCUUCCAGGCUCCGACCGGUUGGUCCGGUAGAUUCUGGGGCAGAACCCGUUGCCAGUUCGACAAUUCGGGCCUGGGGACGUGCGCCACCGCUGACUGCGGCUCCGGCGAGAUCAACUGCAACGGCGCCGGAGCCUCACCGCCGGCGACGCUCGCUGAAUUCACGCUGGGCACGGGUUCCAUGGACUACUAUGAUGUGAGCCUCGUCGACGGCUACAAUCUGCCGAUGAUGGUGACGGCGAGAGGCGGGUCGGGGUCCUGCGCCGCCACGGGGUGCGGCGAGGAUCUAAACCGGGGUUGCCCGUCGGAACUGAGGGUGGAGGGCGGCGACGCGUGUCAGAGCGCAUGCGGGGCGUUUGGGAAACCGGAGUAUUGCUGCAAAGGCGCGUUUGGUAACCCUUCCACGUGCAAGCCUUCCAUGUACUCACAAAUUUUCAAGUCCGCAUGUCCUAAAGCCUAUAGCUACGCGUACGAUGAUGCCACUAGCACGUUCACGUGUUCCGGCGCUGACUACACAAUCACAUUUUGCCCCUCUUCUCCUAGUUUAAAGUCUUCAACGGAUUCGAGUUCAAAGGGAACGGAUUCGGGGUCUGGGAGUGUGACAGGGACAGGUUCAUCGGUGGAACAAUCUGAAUUAGCUUCUACUUCGUGGUUAGCCGACAUGGCAACGGCGACAGGGGCCUCAACGCAAAGACGGCCUUUUGUCACUUCAAAGGUCUAUUUUUGGGUGGUGGUUGUUUUCAUUCUUUCUCUUUUGGUGGGUCCCUCCCUCUCCUAG